GUGGACAAGUUGGGGAAAGCUGUGAACUACGUCGACGCUGCUCUGUCCUUCAUGGAGUGUGGGAAAGCGAUGGAAGAAGGGCCACUGGAGGCCAAAUCUCCUUACACCAUGUACUCAGAGACAGUGGAGCUCAUUAGGUACGCAAUGAGGCUGAAGAGCCACUCCGGCCCCGGGGCGAGACAGGAAGACAAACAGCUGGCGGUUCUGUGUUUCCGAUGCCUUGCCCUCCUUUACUGGCAGAUGUUUCGUUUAAAGAAGGACCACGCACUGAAAUACUCCAAAGUUCUGCUCGACUACUUCAAGAGUUCUCCCAAAGUGCCUUCAACACCACCCUGCUGGAGUGACUCUGGGAAGGGUGCAGGAGGACCCCCGUCUUCACUCUCACCCGAUGCAAAACACCUCAGCCGGGGUUCACACGGGGGCAACGCCUUCCCCUCUCACAUCAGCAUUCCCCAACGCAUCCAUCAGAUGGCAGCAAAUCACCUGAACAUCACCAACAGUGUGCUGUACAGCUAUGAGUACUGGGAGGUGGCAGACAACCUCGCAAAGGAGAAUAAAGGUACAAGGACGCAUGCAAUGUACGCAAUGAAAAAUUCUGUUUACAUGGCACAUAAGCCACAUAAUUUCAUCCUGACUCAUCUUAUCUCCUUAUGCAACACACACUCAUACCACUACACACAUUCACAC
Molecule: messenger RNA, 687 nt
Organism: Plectropomus leopardus (leopard coralgrouper)
Lineage: Eukaryota; Metazoa; Chordata; Actinopteri; Perciformes; Serranidae
Source: RefSeq, a predicted model, not a curated record